GUUCUUCCUGCAGGACGUGGAGCAGGCGCUGUACCACACGGUGAUGCUGCUGGUCCCCGUGAAGUCACAAAAAAGGAACAAAAAAGAAUAAAAUCAAAGAAAACUGGGGAAAAAAUUAAGCCACCAUUACACUGAGAAAUUGAGAACUGACAUACUGUUUGAAUGGUGUAAAUAAUGGCAUCAAAAGAAGAGUUCAGAACAGUUCAUGGUUGUUGUCCACAGCCUGAAACUGUUAUUUUCUCUCUAAAUACCUCUCUAACCGACCUAAACAACAAGGUUGUUUGUCAGGGCCUUAGUGUUGUCUAAUCUGCUCCUCUGUAGUUAAGGUUCAUCAGGAAAAGACUGUGGUCAUGGUCAGGGGUGUGUCCUGAAAUUUGAUUGGCCACCCCAGGUGCUACGCCACUAUCCAAAAGUAUGAUUGAUCUGCACAGCGAGAGGCGGGACCAUAGUUCAAAACAACAGUUUGAGGAGUGUGACAGACAAUUUUCAUAGCAUUCUGAUACGUUAUAGACCAAAUGAUGCAUCAAUCAAUUGAGAAAAGAAUCUGUGGAUUUAUUCACAAUGAAAAUAAAUGUUAGUUACAGCCCUACCAUUGUGAAAACAACAUCGCUAGAUGGGUGAAGAAUCAGAGUUUUUCAAGUAUGCUUUUCUUUGCAUGGAAGGAUGUUGACAUAAAUCUCUGACAGGAAAAUGGCCAUUAAGUCUGCUGUUAUCCAAUCCUGAACUAGGAACUAGAGGAAAAAUCAUUCAAUCAUAGUCAUUAGUAUGAAUACACUGGCAACGGUAAAUGUCUGUACAAAAUUCCUAACAAAAUCGUUGUUGGGAUAUUUCACUCUUAGCAAAAGACGAGUGACAGACAUUGCCUCAGCGCAAGUGUUUCUAAAAAAAAAGUCCAGCUUGUCUGUGUGUCUGUCUCUCUCUCUGUGUGUGUGUGUGUGUGUGUGUGUAUGUGUGUGUGUGUGUGAGUGGAGUUUCCACCACCCACUCGUGGGAGUCAUUUUCAUUUACAACAUCUAAAGUAGGAGGAGCGAGCUGCUCGCUGCUUUAAAAUGAUCCUCCAGUUCCCAGCAGCUGCAUCAUUACUAACAGAGCAGGACUGAGAGGUUGUGAGAUCAGGAUUUAUUACCGCGUCUCUCGGACUGUUGGUCCCGUUGCUUCGCUUGGAUAACGAUGCGCCUCCGGUCAGACACGACCGAGACAGGCGGCCUCGGGUCGAACUUCACCCCGGAUCACGGUGAGAGACCAGCGGGGGGCAGACGGUUUAAAUUCCCGAAGUUCUGGGGAACCCCGAGCGGUCAGGCCGGUGUGAGCGGCUCCUCCAGGACCGAUGGACGGCACUCACCCCGGGAAGAGGAGCCCCAGACCGUGACCCUCACGUUUGAUCAGAUCCUUGAGGCACGGCACUUGUGUGAAGCCAGCCGGCUGCUGAUAGAGAGAGAGGAGCUCCUGUUCAGGGAAAUCAAAGAGACAGAGGCGUUCAAAGAUCACCAGGAGGAAGUGGACAAACUGGCAGCGGACUACAGAGACCUGGAAGGCCUGGUGAUGCAGACUCUGAGACUUUCUCUCAGCCAGGAAGAGGUCAGCAUGAGGGCUCUGACGUCUGCUGUGAAGGCCAUGAACCAGGAGCUGAGCCAGGACCAGCAGUGGAAACAGAGGGAUCAGACCCCGCCGGCCUGGAGGCCCUGCGGGUGGAAGAAGCUCCACGACGAGAUGCUUCGCAGCUUGGUGGAGCACCGUAUGGACAGCCCCUUGACCCCCCCUGCUGACCAGCAGCAGCAGCAGCAGUCGUCCAUCCAGAGGGACAUCCACGGCAUGGGCAGGCAGCUGAAGGAGGACCUGCUGGUGGUGGUGGACGCGGUGAAGAGCUGCUACCCACCUGAGCUGGACAUCUGUAAUUUUUACGCCAGGUUGUACCACCAACACCUGAGCGCCAGACUCAGAAAGAUCGCAGAGUUUGUCCUGGAGGACAAGGACUGCAGUUUCAUCCUGCGCUGGGUCAACGAGUAUUAUCCAGAAAUCCUGCAAAAGGCCGAGCUGGCCAGCGAGAUCGACGCUGAAGCUUUGGGAAAACUGCUGCCGAGAAAGUUGUUGGAGCCUCUGGAGGAACAGUACCUGAGCAAAGAACAGGAUGAGCUGACCACCUACAUCGGCCGUGUGCUGGAGGAAGCAAAGCAGAAGUGGACUGACGGAGAGGAGCCGACGAGAGAGGACGGCUGCUUCGUCAGUCCUGUGGCCUACGACAUCAUUCAGCUUAUCAAUGGCAAAGUGAGUUCUGCUGAAAAGGUUGUGGGAGACCGGCACAAGGCCCAGACCAUCACGUGCAAACUGAAAGAUUUAAUGCAGAGGUUCAGCACCUUCCAAAACAACGUCAUGAAGCAAAACAAACCGAACAGCAGGCCGUUCAUCAAGGCGAAUCUCGGCUGUAUCCAGCAGUUCAGCGACAUCCUCCAUGGGAACAUCCAUCUGUUCCCGGAGGAGGUGCAGAACAACUGUCUGCUUAUUCUGGCUGACAUGAAACAAUCUGCUCACUCCUAUUUAUUAAAACCAGUGCACGAGAACCUCAAGCCACACUACCGCAAGCUGGGAACCAGUGACUGGCUGCAUAAGCAGCUGUUUGAGAAGCUGCUGGUCAGCAUCGAACAGGAGCUGCAGGAGCUUCAGGGUUCGAUUGAAUCCUGCCACCAGAUGCUGAUUGGCCAGCUGCACCAGGAAGUGACAGCAGAAUAUGUGAAGAGGCUCCUGAAAGGAGACGUCAAGCUGAAGAACAAGGAGCUGCAGCUGAAGGCCUACACGACCGUCAGGGACAACGCUGAGAGUCUGCACGGGUUAUUCAUCGCAAUGGGAUCAAACAAAGGCUGGUUGACGGAUAUCCUGACCAAGAUUGCACAAGUGCUGAAACUCCAAGACCUCCCGGCCAUACAGAUGCAAGUAGCAUCACUGGGAGCUGCUUUUCCCGACCUCACAGAGAAACAUGUUUCAGCUCUGCUCAAACUCAAGACCGACUUCUCGCGAGCCAACAGGAAGACCGUCAAAGAGACCCUGUCAGAGACUCUGAAGGAGAACAGCUCGGUCACCGCUCAGCCAUUUUUCUCCACAGUUCACGUCAAAUGAGCCGCACAGUUCUCUUCAUUUCAGUCACGUUAAAGUUGGCUGAAAGCUCGGUCGCAUAAUACCGUGUAUUAUAGUGCCUGCGUGUUAAAGUGUAUUUUUUAUAUUAAAUCAGUGCUAUUUUUUGUUAUUUUAAUACUUACAUGUGCAAUAAAGAGAGAAGCUUUAAUCUGAUAGUUUUACAGGAUGUUUCAUGUCAUGUGAUGUACAGUAUUUUUUUAGAGAACGUGUUAAAUGUAAUGUUGACUUUAUUAACAAAUCUGGUGAACCCUC
Molecule: messenger RNA, 3381 nt
Organism: Chelmon rostratus (copperband butterflyfish)
Lineage: Eukaryota; Metazoa; Chordata; Actinopteri; Chaetodontiformes; Chaetodontidae
Product: tumor necrosis factor alpha-induced protein 2-like
Exons: 12
Coding region: 1171-3111 (646 amino acids)
Biological process (GO): exocyst localization; exocytosis
Cellular component (GO): exocyst
Molecular function (GO): SNARE binding
Source: RefSeq, a predicted model, not a curated record